Pelodiscus sinensis (Chinese soft-shelled turtle) is the source of this 2681-nucleotide messenger RNA. Lineage: Eukaryota; Metazoa; Chordata; Testudines; Trionychidae. The record is from RefSeq and is a predicted model, not a curated record.
AUGAACACAGGUGAAGGGAGGCGCAAAGCGGCCUCCACUUGCGCCUCCCAUCUGGUGGUGGUGACCAUGUUCUUCGGGCCCUCCGCUUUGAUCUGCACCCAGCCACAGCUGAGCAAAGUGCUGGUGACCCCUGUGAACAUUUUUAGCAACCUGGUCAUGCCCAUGCUGAACCCGGCCAUCUACACGCUGCGCAACAAGGAGGUGAAAGCGGCUCUGAAAAAACUUAGCGGGGCCUCACUCCAGAGUCUCCCCAGGCUGGUGUCCCCUGCAGCUCACCUACCAUCUCCCACGCUGUCUGUGGACCCCAGCCACACGGUGUAUCUCCCAGGGGAGUUGGUCACCCUCACGUGCUCAGCUCCUCGACGUAUCCGGCCUUCAGGAUACAAAUUCUACCAAGAGGGGCAGCAGCUCGACAGCUCCACUCGAGAAGCCCAGCUGGUGUUCAGAGCUCAGAAAGAAAUGGCUGGGUCCUACACAUGUGUGUACUGGAGACAGGAAUUCUAUUGGUCUAUCUCCACCUCUCGGAGCAGCAACUACAUUUCCAUAGCAGUGACAGAUCCCCUUCCAGCUCCCCAGCUCACCGUGUCCCCCCAGCAGCCCGUCUACAUUGCUGGAGAAGCCCUGACCCUGACGUGCUCAGGUACUGGGUCGCCUACUGUGUCUGGGGUCCGGUUCUUCAGGGAUGGCCAGGAAAUCCACUCCAAGGAACUCCCCUCCCCUCGGUACAGUUACACCGACUCCCUUCAGGUCCCAGGGCUGUCGGGAUCACAUUCCGGAGAGUACAGCUGUAAGUCAUGGAAGACAGUGUCUGGUCGAGAGAUCCCAUCGGGGAUGAGUGAAACCUUCAUGAUAGCUUUGACAGACCCCCUCCCAGCUCCCCAGCUCACUGUGUCCCCGCAGCAUCCCAUCUACAUCAUUGGAGAAUCUGUCACCCUGACAUGCUCUGCUGCCAGGGUGCCCACCGUGUCCGGGAUCCGGUUCUUCAGGGAUGGCCAGAAAAUCCACUCCAAGGAACUCCCCUCAUCUCAGAACAGUUACACCCACUCCCUGCCGCUGUCGGGGCUGUCUGGAUUGCAGGCGGGGGCGUACAGCUGUGAAUUAUGGAAGAUGAACUCUGGGCGGGAGAUCAUCUCAGAGAUGAGCAAACCCAUCUCAAUAAGGGUGACAGCCCCCCUCCCAGCUCCCCAGCUCACUGUGUCCCCACAGCAUCCUGUGUACAUCACUGGGGAAACUGUGACCCUGACGUGUUCAGCUGCUGGGGUGCCCACUGUGUCCGGGAUCCGGUUCUUCAGGAAUGGCCAGAAAAUCCAACUCCUGGAAUUCCCCUCACCUCAGGACAGCUACACGGACUCGCUUCUGUUCCCAGGGGUGUCUGGCUUGCAGGAUGGAGUGUACAGUUGUGAAUCCUGGGACACGGAAAAUGGGAGAGAGAUCCCAUCAGAGAGGAGCCGACCCAUCUCGAUAGGAGUGACAGACGCCCUUCCUGCUCCCCAGCUCACCGUGUCCCCGCAGCGGCCUGUUUACAUUGCUGGAGGAGCCGUGAACCUGACGUGCUCAGCGACCGGGGCACCCACUGUGUCCGGGAUCCGGUUCUUCAGGAAUGGCCGGGAAAUCCAAUCCCAGGACCUGCCUUCACCCCAGGACAGUUACACCAGCUCCUAUCAGCUGUCAGCAGUGUCUGAAUCACAUGAUGGAGAAUACAGCUGUCAAUCAUGGAAGACUAUGUCUGGCCAGGAAAUCCCAUCAGCGAUGAGCAAAACCGUCUCUAUAGCAGUGACAGCCCGCCUCCCCACUCCCCAGCUCACCAUGUCCCCUCAGCAGCUGGUCUACAUCUCGGGAGAAAGCAUGACCCUGACGUGCUCAGCAGUCGGGGUGCCCACCCUAUCUGGGAUCCGGUUCUUCAGGGACAGCCAGAAAAUCCACUCCAAGGAACUCCCCUCCCCUCGGGACAGCUACAUGGGCUCUGUUCAGCUCCCAGGGCUGUCGAAAUCACAUUCCGGAGUGUACAGCUGUGAGUCAUGGAAGUCAGUGUCUGAUCGAGAGAUCCCAUCGCUGAAAAGUGAAAACUUCUCUAUCACAGUGACAGCCCCCUUCCCACCUCCCCAGCUCACUGUGUCCCCACAACAGCCUGUCUACAUCACCGGAGAAUCUGUCACCCUGACCUGCUCAGCUGCUGGGGCACCAGCCCCGUCUGGGUUCCGGUUCUUCAGGGACGGCCAAAAAAUCCACUCCCAGGAAGUCACCUCACCUGGGUACAGCUCCACGUACUCGAUUUGGCUGUCAAGGGAGUCUGGGUCGCAAGCUGGAGCCUACAGCUGUGAAUUCUGGAAGACAGAGUCUGGGCGAGAGAUUGAAUCGGAGAGGAGCCCACCCAUCUCUAUAGCAGUGACAGCUCGUGGCUUCCUCUGGUUCCGGGAGUUGGCCGUGGGUGGCUCCUUCUUCCUCAUCAACGGUCUCAUCUUCCUUGUCUCCUAUUGCUGCUUUAGAUCCAGUAACUGAUCCAUGAGAGGACCUUUCCCCCAUCCAAGGCCAGAUUCAUUUCCUUAAGAGUGUCUGGUGAUGGUCCUUGUCAAGGGCUCUGUGAACAUCUACAAAGCCAUCAAGCCACCAAGCAGAGGAGGUGACAAAUCAGCUGUCAGCAGGGACUGGAGAAGGGGCACUGGACAUAAAGGCUACAUCUA